AUGCCCCUCCCCGUCGCUGGCGACUUCCCCUCGCAUGCUACCGUCGUGCUGUCCUACCCGGGCUCCUCGGACAGCACGCCGCCGCCCACACUCACUCCCCAACAGGCCAGCAACGUCGUGGUGCUGCUGCACGGCCUCGGCGACACCGCAGCCAAGUUCGCCUCGUUCGGACGCGCCCUCAACCUGCCCGAGACCAUCUGCAUAACUGUUCAGGCGCCGUCUCCGCUGCCAGCUGGCCUGGUCGACCAGGAGGCUUUCCAUUGGGGAGAUGAUGUCAUGCUGGACGACGGCGGGCUGUCCAUGGACGCUGGCUUUGACCGUGCUACAAAACUGAUUGCGCGUGAGAUUAUUGCCGAUACACUCGUCAAAAAGCAUGGGUACAAGCUGCGCGAUAUUCUUUUGGUUGGGUUGGGCCAGGGGGGUAUGGCUGCGCUGGCCGCGGCGAGAGAGCUGGGCUUGAAUCCGCCUGUGCGAGAUGAGCUGCCCGAGGCGACACUCUCGUCGUCGACAGCAACAACAGAGCCUACUGGCAGCCGUAAUAGAACCGAGCACCAUGUCUCCUUGUCUGGCGUCGUCUCGUUUGGCGGGCCAUACCCACUGUCAGUCAACGCUGUCGGCGACAAGGACCGCACACCGGUGCUGCUGCUUGCCGGUCGCGAGGGUCUUGGGAGCGAUCUCAGUGAUACCGCGGUCAAGCGAACAAAGGAGGCAUUUCAGUUUGUCGAGCUGCAUCGCUGGUCGAGGCGCGGAGAUGGCAUGCCUCGUAAUCGAGACGAAAUGCUGCCCGCCAUGCAGUUCUUUGCUCGGCGACUGAAGAGCAGAAAGGGAGUUCCGGCUGGCAGUAUCGAGCUGACAUAA
Messenger RNA from Talaromyces rugulosus, 858 nucleotides. RefSeq lists its product as uncharacterized. The record is from RefSeq and is a predicted model, not a curated record. Gene Ontology annotation, cellular component: cytoplasm. Lineage: Eukaryota; Fungi; Ascomycota; Eurotiomycetes; Eurotiales; Trichocomaceae. Gene Ontology annotation, biological process: protein depalmitoylation. The transcript has a single exon. Gene Ontology annotation, molecular function: carboxylic ester hydrolase activity; palmitoyl-(protein) hydrolase activity. The coding region runs from base 1 to 858 and encodes 285 amino acids.